This is a messenger RNA of Corticium candelabrum, 980 nucleotides long. RefSeq lists its product as uncharacterized. Lineage: Eukaryota; Metazoa; Porifera; Homoscleromorpha; Homosclerophorida; Plakinidae. The record is from RefSeq and is a predicted model, not a curated record. Bases 135 to 980 code for a protein of 281 amino acids. The transcript has 2 exons.
AUAUAUAUCAACUAGUCGAAAUGGCUGUGAGGUGCUGUUUCUAGCGCUCGUAUUGUAGUUGACGGUUUGUCUUCAGAGACGCACGUUUCGUUUUCAGUUUACUUGAUACAACGUACUCUCCAUCGGGUAUUUUCAUGGGUGUGUCCCUGGAGGUCUACCGUUGUCGAAUUGGAUGUUUCGCUCCUAUUGCUCAUCUCCUAUCCACUUCAGUGUCUGAGAAAGUACAGCUCGGCCACACAACCAGCAGGAAUAGGAACGUGAAUGCUCAUACCGCUCCUAAACGUGUGAGAUGUCUUUUCAGCUGUUGCUUCUGUCUCACACUGGCCGCCAUUUUGAUACUACGUUGUGGUGACGUUCACCCACAUCCGGGUCCUCCCACACGUCCUGAAGAGGACGUCCAUUCUACAGUCGACCUCAGCACAGUUCGAGACUGCUCUUCUGGUACUUCCGAUGAUGUGAGUGUUUUAGAGGAUUUGUGUACUCUAUCCUCCCAAGCUGCGUCAAGCAGUGGUGUUUUGCCACAGUGUCCACUUUGUGCUUCUUCCUUCAGAGACAUUGGGUCCCUGUGGCAACAUAUAAAUGCUAGUCAUAUUAGUCGCCAUUUAUUUCCAAGCAGAGCUUUUCUUCAGGGUCAUAAUCGUCGUCUUUGCUGUGAUUGUGGAUUUGCCUAUUCAAAGAGAUUUCAGUGUUGCAGACGUUCUUUGGGAUCAGGAAAUCGCUGUCGUGGCUUGAUGGAGGACCCUGUUUCUUCAUUAUGGCUGAAUGGACAAUCAGACCAAGAUUCACUUUCUUCCUCCUGUGAGAAUUCUCAUAGUGAUCUCCACCAUGACACACACCUGUCAGCUUCUAAUAGGCCUGACCCUUCUUGUGUGGCUUCUUGUCCUGCUGACUUGGAUUUGGUAUUAGAGGGAGUUCAUGCUGCCUCUAUGUUGUCUCCUCCCACGCAAGAUGAAUCUUUAGUAUUCACUUCUUUCUGGUGA